AUGGCGUAUACGGAAGACACACAGGUUCCAGAGUUACAAGUUGUAGAGAUGAAGGAGGUAUUUAGCCUUCUAGACAAGGACUGUGAUGGGUUGAUCCCUGUCGAACACCUCGGCCCCGUUCUAAGAUCUAUGGGACUAAAUCCAACAGAGGAAUCGGUCAAGGCAGCAGGGGAGGAAUUCAAAUCCAGAGAAAAUCGGUCCCUCAAUUUUGAUGAAUGUCUGAAGAUAGCAACAGAACUGAUGCAAGAGCCUGACGAAACCGAGGAGAGCUUAAGGGAGGCGUUCCAAGCUUUCGACAAAGAAAGAAUAGGAUGGAUGGACAGUGCUGACCUACGACAGAUCAUGAUCAACCUCGGCGAGCGACUCACUGAAGAAGAAGCAUCUGAACUGAUAGAGGAUGCGAACGGCUUGGACGGACAUGUUAAGUACGGAGAUUUCAUCAAAUUAAUCUUGAGCGAUCGUUAA
Molecule: messenger RNA, 465 nt
Organism: Ylistrum balloti
Lineage: Eukaryota; Metazoa; Mollusca; Bivalvia; Pectinida; Pectinidae
Exons: 5
Coding region: 1-465 (154 amino acids)
Cellular component (GO): myosin II complex
Molecular function (GO): calcium ion binding
Source: RefSeq, a predicted model, not a curated record